This is a messenger RNA of Lutzomyia longipalpis, 2081 nucleotides long. RefSeq names its product nitric oxide-associated protein 1. Gene Ontology annotation, molecular function: GTP binding. Bases 1 to 2052 code for a protein of 683 amino acids. The transcript has 2 exons. NCBI's taxonomy places the organism in Eukaryota, Metazoa, Arthropoda, Insecta, Diptera, Psychodidae. The record is from RefSeq and is a predicted model, not a curated record.
AUGCUGAAUAAACUUUUAAAUUCCCUCCUCGCCAAGAAGUUGUUCUUCAGCAAUCUCCGAAGUUACUCAGUGAAGGUGAAAUUCCUGAAGAAACCAAUAGAUCCAGAUGUUGCAAGCAUUUUUCAGAAGCACGAACAAUCCAUCCUCUACAGUUCCUACAGGGAGGAUCAUUUCCUCAAAUUGGGCUACAAAAAGAGUCGAGCCCUUCAGGAAAUGAUCAAAGUCAAGGAGAAAGAGAUGAAGAUUGCCAGUGGGAAGGUGAAGGAAUUCCCUCUUGCCCUCAAGUACAUCGCCAGCCCGGAAGACAGCGUAAAGUACGAGGAAGUAACAAAUUCUCAAUGCGACAGGAUCGUCUUUUCCAAAGAGGAAGAAGAAUUCCUGGACAGUAUUCGGGAGAAGGAGAUGAAGAGGAUAAAAGCGAGAUUUUCCCCGGAAGAAGAACAACCAGAUUGGCUGCAUGACUAUGAAUAUUUUGACGAGAAUGAGGAUGCGAAUGUUAAGUACGGAACUCCCGAUCCAACAAUUCCCAUCUCAAAAGUACCUUGCAAUGGAUGUGGAGCUGCACUUCAUUGUGCUGAGCCCAGCCUCCCGGGAUACCUUCCUAGUGAAAUUUUCAAAGGACGCUCAAGUACCGAAUUGAAGACAAUCAUCUGCCAACGAUGCCACUUCCUCAAGAACUACAACACAGCCCUCAAUGUGAGCGUACAUCCGGAUGAGUAUUUGCAAAUGAUCUCCUCAAUUUCCCACAAACAUGGUCUUGGAAUGCUCAUUGUGGAUCUCCUGGAUUUCCCCUCAUCCAUCUGGUCAGAUGUUAGUAAGGUAAUUGGCGAGAGGAGACCCCUGUUUAUCGUGGGAAACAAAGUAGAUCUCAUUCCCAAAGAUUCCCGCAACUACCUCAAUAACAUAAAAGUCCGCCUAAUGGAGGAAGUCACAAAGAAGGGGCUUCUGGAGAAGAAUAUUAAGCACAUUGCCCUCGUCUCAGCAACCACGGGCUAUGGGAUUGAGGAAUUAAUUACAAAUCUUCACCACAAGUGGGGUACACGGGGUGAUGUGUACCUCAUUGGUGCCACCAAUGUGGGCAAGAGUUCCCUCUUUAAUGCCCUCCUUCGUUCGGAUUACUGCAAAAUCCAAGCACAGGAUCUCGUGAGUAGAGCUACAGCAUCCCCAUGGCCGGGCACAACGCUCCGUCUCCUGAAAUUCCCCAUUCUUCGACCAUCAGACUACAGAAUUUACCUCCGGACACAGAGACUCAUCACGGAGCAGUAUACUAAGGGACAGGAGGCGAAAUUGCGCCAAAUUGAAGCCAAUAAAACGGGGAAAUUGCAGUACGCCACCCUUAUGGGGCACAUUGGACAAACAUUCAGGCCUGAGCCUGAAGAAACGUCGGAUUUCUUCGCAAUGGGAGGGGCAAAUAUCCAACCACAGGCACUCAAUGAGGAUAAUAAGGAUUACAGAGAUAGCAAAUGGUGCUACGACACUCCCGGGAUCAUUCUUCCUGACCAAAUUCAUCAUAAACUCAAUAUUGAGGAAAUUCUGCGCGUUAUUCCCAAAGAGAUGCUCCGCCCGCGGGUGUUUUUCAUCAAAUCCGGGCUCUCCCUCUUCCUGGCUGGCAUUGGGAGGAUUGAUUAUGUCACUGGGAUGCAACCAAUCAGAUUAAUCGUUUAUGCAUCCUUGAAGCUUCCCAUGUUAGUGUGUGAAACAGAAAAAGCAGAAGAAAUAUACACAGAUCUCCUUCCUACGGAUGCUCUCCAAGUGCCCCAGAAUACCAUUGAGAGAUCAUCCCCCUGGACAGGCCUCAAAUGUGCAAAAGAAUUGAAUUUAAUGGGCAAUUACAGCAGCCUGACCGUUGCAGACAUUGUCUUUGGAUCAAUUGGAUGGAUUGGGGUGAAUGGGAACAAAGAUCAGGAGAUUUCUCUCCGUGUAUGGUCACCGGAUGCUCAGGGAGUAUCCCUGCGACAACCUGCCCUCCUUGAGGAAGGUUUUCGCCUACGAGGGAAAAGAAUUCGUGAUAGUGUAGCCCACAAAAUUGGCAAAGCCUUCAUUAAGCAAUAAAUCCUUAUAUGAGAUUGGUUACAAAGAAA